ACAUCCCUGGGGAGCCUGGCCAGUCCCUUGAUGAAGGCCGAGAAGGGCAAGGCCAAGGCCAAGGAGACAACGUUGGCAAAGUCAGUCAUGCCGCGCCUCGAUGAUGGCAUGGAUGAGACACCGCCUGUGAUCAGGGUGCACGGGAGGCCGAUGAAGGAGGAUUCCCGCAAUGUGGGGUGGAUCCCGGAAGAGACGCUGGUAAAGGUGUUGCUGGCUACGACAGAUGCCGCGGUGUUGGAGUCGUUUGCGGCUGAAAACUGCAUGAGUCGUCCCCACUUUUCAUGCUCCAGUUAACUUUUCUGAUGCAUUUUUCUCCUCUAUUAUAUCAAGCUGCGUGUGGAGGUCCCGGGUACUCUCAUACGUUUUACCGGCAUACCUGCCACAAGCCCCUCGUCCAACUGUACAACGCGCGACAGAAAGAUGCCUGAUCCAAUCAGAGUUGGGGAGAGAAGGCCGGAAGAGUUGCUUAUCUCUGCAAUCUCCAUACGCUGCAGCGCGCAUGACUCUGUCGAGAUGAUUGAGGUACCAGGACAACGUCUUGUCACCAAGCACUCUUUCACCCGGAGACUGCGGCCCAGAUUCUCCAAGACAAGUUUAGAGGGUGAAGCGCGAGAAUACCCGGGCAAGCACUGUCGGGGGAAGAGGGGAAUCGUACCGUUUGAACACAUUGUUGACAGGAGGUGUAUCUCCGUGCGCCGAUAAUAUGCACUAUUAGGGGUUAUACAGUACUGGAAUUGUGGGUGCUAGU
Dacryopinax primogenitus is the source of this 748-nucleotide messenger RNA. RefSeq lists its product as uncharacterized. The transcript is spliced from 2 exons. NCBI's taxonomy places the organism in Eukaryota, Fungi, Basidiomycota, Dacrymycetes, Dacrymycetales, Dacrymycetaceae. The record is from RefSeq and is a predicted model, not a curated record. Bases 31 to 294 code for a protein of 87 amino acids.